This is a messenger RNA of Oryzias latipes (Japanese medaka), 3687 nucleotides long. It is a transcript of the gene fam222ba, whose product is annotated as family with sequence similarity 222 member Ba. Lineage: Eukaryota; Metazoa; Chordata; Actinopteri; Beloniformes; Adrianichthyidae. The record is from RefSeq and is a predicted model, not a curated record.
AGGGCGCAUGCGCCGGAAGUUGCUGCCGCAGACAGCAGCAGUGAUUCGGGCAGCGCAGGGUAACGGGAGAAAAUCUGUCCGCUCUAAACCAUGGCUACGUUCUUCUGAACGAUGCCUUUCGCCGACUUCCACGAAGAUGUGAGGAGAAGUGCGUGUCCCAUGUUGCAUUAGUGUCUGUGUGAAAUGCUGGCCUGUCUGCCAGGGCCAGGUGACCUCCCCCUCCAGCUUCUCCCUCACACGCAGAUGAACACUGGACUUCUGAAAUGGGACACCAUACAAAGGAUGAGAUCUGCUCCGUUUCCAACCCCUGCAGAAUUGGAUGCAUACGCUAAGAAGGUUGCCAACAACCCCCUGACCAUCAAGAUUUUCCCCAACAGCAUCAAGGUCCCCCAGAGAAACCACGUGCGCCGUACCAUCAACGGGCUGGACACAUCGGGCCAGCGCUACAGCCCAUAUCCCUCCUCUCAGGCCGGCGCCAAGACUGGACUCCUCGCCAUCGUCAAGGUGCCCACAGUCAAAGGCAUCCUUAAAGAUUUUGACGGCAGCCGGGCUCGCUUGCAUCCUGAGGUCAUUAUGAACCUUCCUGCGGGAUCCUUUCAAGUGGCUUCAACCAGCACUUUAAACCACCACCCACCUCUGCCCAGCCUGCCACAGCACUGCUUACCGCUCCAGGACCUGCCUCAGACUUUACACAUGACCGUUCCUCAGCAGCAAGCUCAUUCCCAGAGUCUCAGACACCCUCCCCCGAUGGCCCAGCAUCCGCAGGGCCUACCUAGACUCCAGACUAUGCCUCAGCACCCAGCCCUUGGCCAACCUCAAGCGCCCCCUGCCGUCAUGCUUCAGCAGCAGCACCUUCAGCUGCAGCCUGGCUUGCAGGGGGGCAGGAAGUUGCCUGAUGGCGACGUACCACCCAACGUUACUGUCUCUACCUCAGCCAUUCCUCUCUCUAUGGCUGCCGGACCUCUCCUUGGCCGGCAGGCGGACCUGAGCACCAUUGUGCAUCAACUCAAUCAGUUCUGCCAAGCUCGGGCCCAGGGGGCAGGGGCCACCUCCAUGUGCGAGGGCCAGAUCGCCAACCCCAGCCCUAUCAGUCGCAAUUUGCUCAUCAGUGCAUGUUCCAGGGUGACUAUGCACAGUAACCCUGCCACACCGGGCUUCCCUCCACCCAACUGCAUUAUAGGUUCUCAAGAAAAAGCCGCUGCCCCAAUGGGAGCCCACCCUGCACUUAGUGUGGCUGCUAUGAACCAUUUGCCUUCCAGCCACACUGAUCUCAAGCAGCAGCAGAUGCAGCAGCAUCUUUACUCACAGCAGCAACACAACCCACAGCAGCAGAAGAUGCGCUCAUGGAAACAGCAGCAGUUGGCUCUAGCACCCCAGAUGCAGAACGGCGGGGUGCAUCUCCCCAAGCAGCCUUCCAGAGACCCAUCCUUUCAUUAUAAGGGCAUAGGCUACCCCGCAGAGGUGUGUGUGGGUCAGCCUUACUCAAUGAAACCUCCUGUGGAGAGGCCCACCCCCUCCCCUCCUGUCAACAACAUGCCCAGCUCUAUGACCCACUACACCAAUGGCCACUACUUCCAGUCGCAUGUUUGGAACAGCAGCAUCCUCCCCACACCCAACAGUGACAGCUCCGGGUCUCAGGACAUAACUAUGUCAUUCCAUGGCGCAGGCCCAGGAGGGUGUACCACACUAGACUGUGGGCCCCCUGGGGCUCCCCAUUACAGGCUUGGAACGAGCUCCUUCACCCCCUCCUCCACCCAGGCUAAUCUGAUGCAAACUGCAGAUUACUUGGGUGGGGACUUCCAGACACCCUACUUCCGCGAUCAGAAUCUAGGGUUAAUGGGCAAGAUGCACAGGCCUGCUCUGAGCAGGGUGGGUCCAGAGGUUGGGGAUGGCAGAACCGCUCUCCUCCAGCAUCCAGGGUACAGAUAAGCUAUGGCCUUGUCUCUGUUUCCAACCCCUUUGUUUUGGUUUAGUUUUAUGAAAGGAAACACAUCAACACAACCCUAGUGAUACCUUAAAGGACAACUAGUAUUGAGGAGGUAAAAUAAUAUAUUAAAUGCAGAAAGGUAGUAUUUGUCCCCCUCUUUUUUUCCAUCUUGCAAGUGAUCAAUUACCAUAUUGAGUGCUUCUACCUAUAACUUGAGGUAACUUUUGUGUAAACAUAUGUACUGCGCCCUGCUUUGUCCUCCGUCAUAGUUUUGUGUGCCUGGAUCUUAACAGAUGUUUUAUUUCUGCAGCAGAUGUGGCAGUAAAUGUUUUCAUGCACGUUAAGAAGGAAAACCAUCCCUCGCUGAUGAGCUGCAACACCAACCGUGGGAUAGACUUCCUCUGUCACUUUGUAUUUUCUUUUUUUGAGCAGGACCAUGUCCAAGCUUUAUGGCUACGACUAGUUUUACUUGACUACACUUUGGGGGUAACGCUAAGAUAAAAAAAAAAGAAAACAAUCUCUGCAGGACGGAAACGCAGGAACUGGUCUUGUUUUAGAACAAAGACGGUGUGCACAUCUCAACAGAAGUUUUAUUCUGUUACCAGUUAUUUAUUUGUAUAAUAGGAAUACUAAAGAAUAACUCUGUCACUACGGGAAGCAUGUAAUCAGGUUCUUUUUGUACAUUGCAAUGUUCCAGCGAUGAGCGGCUGUGUAGAAAAGCCGACGCUCUGUCCUGCUCGAAAUGCUGCAAUGAAAUCAGGUGUCGACGUUCUGAAAUCAUAUUAACUCUCCUACCUUAAAAUGGCCAAAGUCAGGUUCCACGAGGACAAACCAGGAUGAAGCUGUGCCAUUUUAUAUCUGAUUGCUUUUGUGUCAAAUGUAUUACUUGAAUGUUGAGUCUGUUUUGAAGGUAUUUAAAGGGACUUGUUGGUAAGGAAACGAAGAAAUGAGUGAAGUUUGAAUCCUGACCACAUGGGGGGCGGGGGGGGGGGGGGGGGUUGUAUUUGCUACUGACUCUAAUGAAUCAAAUUGAUCACUUGCAAGAUUUCCUGGAAGUAAAGAAAAAAGACUUUUUGAGUUCAAAGUGAAACAGCAAAUGCAUUGUUUUCUUCUGUUGUACACUGGCUUACCUACUAGACUACUGUAAUUUUAAAGGUUGAUGAUUGUGUGUGAAUGUGUGCGGCUGCAUUUCAGGGUGGGAGUGCGAGUGUUUGUGUGUAAAGUAACACAAUGACACCUUUGUUUUUCUUCACUGAACUCCCUAACAGCCCUUAAAAAAGCCUUAAGUGUUCAGUCCUUGGACUUUCCUAAGAAAAUGAGCAUGGUUUUAAUUUAAAAAAAAUCCAAAUAAGACUGGAUGCGAUAAGCAGAAACUGCAGUUGUUUUUGUUGUUGUAGGGGGGGGGGGGGCUUAGUUUGUUUAUCUGUUUGUUUCAUGAAAAACAAAUUUAUUUGAGAUUCUUUAUAAAUUAAAGCAAGAGGAAUAUUUUGUAAUUAAGGUUUUAGCACUGCAUAGUUUCAGAGCUGUAUGUUUUUUUCCCCUUUUCAAAGCUUCAGUUCGCAGUUGUAACUAUGAUACUUGAUCUGCUUGAUAUUUAAUUAUUUUUCCUUUUUUCUUGUACUUUUGCUGUGAAAAUGGAAGACAGUUCACAAGCCUUUUUGUGUUAUUCUGUACGACAGAUGAGGGGCAAGAGAGUGAGAGUUGUGUUACUCUUUUUGUAAUAUUGUAAUAAUAAAAUAAAGUUCUAAUUUAUGCUUUGA